Molecule: messenger RNA, 1471 nt
Organism: Mangifera indica (mango)
Lineage: Eukaryota; Viridiplantae; Streptophyta; Magnoliopsida; Sapindales; Anacardiaceae
Product: branched-chain-amino-acid aminotransferase 2, chloroplastic-like
Exons: 11
Coding region: 190-1368 (392 amino acids)
Biological process (GO): branched-chain amino acid metabolic process
Molecular function (GO): branched-chain-amino-acid:2-oxoglutarate transaminase activity
Source: RefSeq, a predicted model, not a curated record
CGUGUUAUAAAAGUGCUGGGAAGAAUUUCAGCUCGUUCUGAAUUAUGAUUGCACCAGAUAAAUAGUAUUAAGCCUAUUAAAUUUUGGAGCAACAUCCAUUUUAAACUUGACAACUACCCCCACCCAUCAGUUUUCUGACGUGCGGAUACUUUUGGAUAUCUUUCGCCACUUCUGGCUUAUCCCUUAACCAUGAUUCAGAGAAAUGCAUGCUUACGCGAUUUAUUAACUCAGUCAUUGUGUUCUGGAUCUUCUUUGUUGAAGCUUGGAACUAAUUAUUGCUACAAUUCUGGGGGUGCUUCCUCUCUGCAACAAGAACAAAAGCUAUCUGAUUACUGUGAUGAUGAAUAUGCUGAUUUGGACUGGGACAAUCUUGGAUUUGGUAUCACUCCAGCUGAGCACAUGUACAUCGCCAAAUGUUCUAAAGAUCAAAAUUUUGAACAAGGACAGCUUGGCCGCUAUGGAAACAUUGAGUUGAACCCUGCAGCCGGAGUCUUAAAUUAUGGACAGGGACUUUAUGAAGGAACAAAAGCAUACAGGACAGAAGAUAGGCGUAUUCUUCUAUUCCGCCCUGAUCAAAACGCCAUGCGCAUGAGGAUGGGAGCUGAAAGAAUGUGUAUGCCUUCACCUUCCAUUGAUCAAUUCGUCAAUGCAGUGAAACAAAUUGCUCUUGUAAACAAGCGUUGGGUUCCUCCUCCUGGAAAAGGCUCUCUGUACAUAAGGCCCUUGCUCGUGGGAAGCGGCCCUAUAUUGGGUUUGGCUCCGGCACCUGAAUACACCUUCCUUGUAUAUGCUUCCCCUGUUGGCAACUACUUCAAGACGGGUUCAGCGCCCUUGAAUUUGCAUAUUGAAGAAGAUUUUGUCCGUGCUACUCCCGGGGGAACUGGAGAUGUGAAAACAAUCAGCAAUUAUGCGCCUGUUCUGAAACCAUUAACCAGAGCCAAAAACAGAGGAUUUUCAGAAGUUCUUUAUCUUGACUCAGUACAUAGGAAAUAUUUGGAGGAAGUCUCCUCUUGUAACAUCUUCAUUGUCAAGGGCAAUGUCAUUUCGACUCCUGCUACAAAUGGAACUAUUCUCGAAGGAGUUACUAGAAAAAGUGUCAUCGAAAUUGCCCGUGAUCAUGGUUUUCAGGUUGAGGAACGUGUAAUUCCAGUGGAUGAAUUGAUUGAAGCUGAUGAAGUGUUUUGCACUGGAACUGCUGUAGUAGUUGUUCCAGUAGGCAGUAUUACAUAUCAAAAUAGAAGAACUGAAUUCAAAACGGGGGCUGGCUCUGCGUGUCAGCAACUGUACUGGACUCUUGUGGGAAUUCAAACGGGUCUUAUCGAGGAUAAGAAAGAAUGGACUCUUGAGAUUCCACUUGAAAUAAAAUGAAUUUAUAGAGAACUAUAAAUUCAUUGGUUUCUUGAAUAAAAAAGCAUUGCCUAUGUCUGUGAAUGAAAAGAUCUUCACUUUACUUUUGGAUACACUUGUUAAA